UCAGUGAUACGCAACGAGACAAGAGCAGGCAGAGGACUUACGGGUAGAAGUUUCAAUGAGCGGAAAGUUAUAGAUAUUUAAGAACUUGAUGCUACUACUUUUGAGAAGAAUUGCAGUACAAAACAAGCUACCCAUUUAGACUGUCACCAUGCUGCUGUGCAGGGCUUCGGCAAUGUUGAGACAAGGCGCUGUGAGGUGGAGUCGAGUCCGGCUACUCAGAUCUACCACAAGCAACGCUCUGCACAGCGGCGAUACUUUAAAGAAUUACAGUGACUGCAACAACAACAACAACAACAACAACAAAGCUGUCGACGCAAAGGAUGCUCUGAGUGACAGCAAGUACCGGGAAACCGUCCUGCUUCCCAAGACCGAGCUCCCGAUGAAACUGUCCGGGCAGAAAUUACUCGAUAAGGAGCUGGAGAUUCAGAAGAGCUGUGGGUUCUCAGAGCUGUACGCCUGGCAGAGUGAGAGGAAAGCCAAGAAAGAGUUCUGUCUUCACGACGGGCCACCCUACGCCAAUGGAGACCCCCACGUGGGCCACGCGCUCAACAAGAUUCUGAAGGAUAUCCGGAACCGGUUUGAGGUGCUGCGGGGCCGGAGGGUACACUACCUGCCAGGCUGGGACUGCCACGGCCUGCCCAUCGAGCUGAAGGCACUGGGAGAGCUGGGGGAUCAGGGUCUCUCUCCACUGCAGAUCAGGAAGAAAGCGAGGGAGUUUGCAGAGCGGGCGAUUGAGAAGCAGAGGUCUUCAUUUGAGCGCUGGGGUGUAAUGGCGGACUGGAGUCAGAGCUACUAUACCUUUGACGGCAAAUAUGAGGCCAAGCAGCUGGGAGUGUUCCACGACAUGCACCAGAAGGGCUUCAUUUAUCAAGACUACAAGCCUGUGUUCUGGUCUCCUUCAGCCAGGACUGCCCUUGCUGAAGCAGAGCUGGAGUAUAACCCACAGCAUGUGAGCCGCGCAGUGUACGCCACCUUCCCUGUUCACACACCUCCUCCCAAACUCUCUGAGGUCACAGAUUCCUGGCCAGGGGUCAGAGUGCUAGUCUGGACUACACAGCCGUGGACCAUCCCAGCCAAUCAGGCUGUGUGCUACAUGCCCAACUCCCAGUACUCGCUUGUGAAGAGAGCAGACAGCGGAGAGUGCCUCCUGCUGGCGACAGAGCGUGUUGACCCCAUCUCUGCCAUCCUGGGGGUGCAGUUUGAGGUCCUCUCAACUUUUAAAGGGACUGAUCUGGAGGGAGGGGUCUGCAGCCAUCCCACAAUUCCUGGCAGGGAGUCCCCCCUGCUGCCCGCCAAUCAUGUGACCAUGGUGAAAGGGACAGGAUUGGUACACACAGCACCCGCCCACGGCAUGGACGACUACAGCGUGGCUUCCCAGUUCAAACUGCCUGUGGAUUGCUUGGUGGAUGAAGACGGAAAUUUCACAGAAUCCGCUGGCCCCGAACUCCACAACAAGUCUGUCCUGGUGGACGGCACUCAGGCUGUGAUCGCCAUGCUCCGCGACACCAAGGCCUUGCUGAAGGAGGAGGAGUUUGUGCACAGCUACCCCUACGACUGGAGGACCAAGAAGCCGGUCAUCAUCAGAGCGAGCAAGCAGUGGUUCGUCAACACGGGCAGCAUCAAGGACCGGGCACAGGAGGUGCUGAAGAAGGUGCGUGUGAUCCCGGAGUCCGCGCGGAGCAGCUUGCUGGCCAUGCUGGACAGGCGCACCUACUGGUGCAUCUCUCGACAGAGGAGCUGGGGUGUCCCCAUCCCCGUCUUCUACCACCGAGAGAGUGGAGAGCCCCUCAUCAACAGGCACACAGUAGAGCACCUGUCCAUGCUGUUUGAGAAGCAUGGCAGUGACUGCUGGUGGGACCUACCUCUGGAGCAGCUGCUGCCAGCGGAUGUUCUCAAGAAGAGCAAGGGGGCUGAGUUGCAGGAUUAUGAGAAAGGAGAGGACGUGCUGGACAUUUGGUUUGACAGCGGGACUUCAUGGGCAGCAGUGCUGGAGGAGCCUGAACAAUGUGCUGAUGUAUAUCUGGAAGGGAAGGACCAGCUGGGCGGCUGGUUCCAGUCCUCCCUGCUCACAAGUGUGGCCGUCAGGAAGAAGGCCCCUUACAGGACCCUGGUUGUUCACGGGUUCACUCUGAGUGAUGCUGGAGACAAGAUGUCUAAAUCUGUGGGGAACGUGGUUGACCCGGACGUCGUGAUUAACGGAGGCCAGGACCCCUCCCUCUCCCCCCCGUAUGGAGCUGACACCUUGCGGUGGUGGGUUGCCGAGUCCAACGUCUUCUCAGAGGUGACGAUCGGACCCAGCGUGCUCAACGCAGCCCACGAGAGCAUCAACAAGCUGCGGAACACUUUGCGCUUCAUGGUGGGUAACCUGCGCGGGUUCGAGCCGCAGAAGCACUCCGUGUCCAGCAAGGAGAUGUUCGUCAUUGACCAGUACAUGCUGCACCUGCUGCAGGAGUACAGCAUCAAGGUGACGGACGCUUACACAGAAUACGACUUUGGGAAGGUCAUCCGGCUGCUGCAGGCAUUUGUGAGCAGAGACCUGUCCAGCUUCUACUUCAGUAUCAUCAAAGACAGGCUGUACUGCGAUGCCGAGAGCUCUCACCAACGCCGCUCCUGUCUGACGGUUCUGGAUGAGGUUCUGGAUGCUGUGACCCGCUCCAUCGCCCCCAUCCUUCCUCACCUGGCCGAGGAGAUCUACCUGCACACCCCCGGCCGCCCAGAGUCUGAGACCCUGUUCCGAAGUGGGUAUAUCAAGGCCAGCUCUCUGUGGAAGAAGCCCGGUCUGGUGGAGGCAGUUGAAGGGGCAUGUGCCAUCAGGGACUCCUUCCUGAGCUCCAUCCCUGGGCGCAACGCUGCCGAGUUCGACCUGACCAUCGUAAUCGAGCCGGGCCUAUUCUUCGAACUCAUGGAGUCCCUGCAGGAGACGCCCUGCUCCAGCACCUCCCAGCUGUGUGAGCUGAUGAUGACGUCUCAGACCAGCCUGCUCACCACCCUGCCCAGGGACCUGCCAGCCGACGCGCUCACUGUGAAGGGCAGCUUCCUCAUCAACCUGGAGGGCGGUGAUAUCGUGGAGGAGUCCUCCUACAAGGUGGCUGCAGUCCCCUGUGCCCGCUCCCGCUGCCCACGCUGCAGGAGGUUCACGUCUGAGACCCCUGGCUGCCCCUGCCCCCGCUGCCUGGAGGUCAUCACCACGGCUGUGCUCUGAACCUUGAACCCCUGACUGUCAGGGGGCAACGCCAUGCAGCCUCCAGCUGAAAGUACAGUUCCUGCCUUAGCAGUAAAACAAACAGUGCGCUUUGACAGGUUCUCUCUCCUAACUUUUGACAAAACACUGACAUUGACAGGAACAUGUCUUGGCUCUCUGGCUGUGCAGGUGGAAACUCUCUUCUCCUUCUGACUCAGCAUGAGAUCUAUACCAUCUGUGGAUGCAGGAUUCCCUAAGACUGACUGGCUAAAACCGUCAGGCUUAGAUGCUAUAAAAGUAACGUUGCCAUGAAUUGUAUGUGUAAUCAAGUUAUUAGUAAAAGCAGGUACAGGACAACUAUUUUUUGUGACCCCAAAAACCACUUGUACUUAUUAUGACAUGAUUGUAGUUACUCUUAUUUUGAAGCAAGUGCAAAGGAAAAUUACUAUUUUAACAAGAAACUAGCGAGAAGCUAUUCGGAAUAAUAACAUAACUUCUCUUCAUAGGGACUAUGUUGUUACUCGAUAGUUUAAUACCGUUACAAUGGUAUGUUAAGAUUUGCUCUUGCUCAAAAUAGCGCCUUAACAUGCAAUGUGUAUGGAUGUUUGCAUAUUUCUGUAUUUUAAAAGCUAACAUUUCAUUAUUGUUAGCAAACAUACAAUUUGAUUAAAACAAGUAAAAAAAAUAAAAAAAAUAAAUAAAACCUCAUCACCACACCGCUUCCAGAAUGAAGAAACUGAAAUAUCGCCACAUUGCAAGUGUGAAGCUUUUUUUUUUUUUUCCCCCUCCCAAACCAUGCCAGCUUAGCUUCAGGUCAGAGUAGUUACAGGAUAACUUUGCGUUGUUUCUCACUAGUUUUAUUAGGGCAAAUUUGUUGUAUUCCUUUCUAGAAGAAAAUGGUCACAGGUUUUGGAUUUACUGUUUUUUUUUUUUAAACAAUGCUGCACUAAGAAGCCUCUGUACCAAAACGAAGUUUACUAUAUAAUAUUUAAAAAAUGUGUUUUGUCCAGCAGCUUGUCUUCCUCAUUAACUGUACUGACAAACCUGGUACGGUUUGAAGCUUUGUAAUUUGGUACAUUGGUUUACUUCAGUGUUCUGCCUAAUGUGGCUGGAAUUAUAUUCAUGCAGUUAACCAACAUUCAUUAAAUGCUUUAAACACCCUUUAUUGUUUUUGUAAAGAAAGAAAUUAAACUUGUUUGGUCCCAGUGAGUGUACUGGCAGAUGGAUGCAGAGCUGGUUCUAACUAGGUGAUGGUGUGUACUAUUUUGCAUUAAAAAUAAGAUGUGUCCAGAAAAGUCUCUUUUCCUUUAAUAAUGAACUGCAGUUACACUAAGGACACCACGUGGCACUGUGUCCUAUGAGAUGGGGGGGGGGAAGCAGUGUAAAAAAGCCUGUGCUUGUGAACAAGACCAAUAAGGAUUCAACAAUAACUCCACAGAAACACAUUGAAUUCAUAUGGCUUUAUUUAUUUCAGAGCAUUUUAUGUUUGCUCACUAUAUACAUACGAAUACAAAGAUGGGGAAAUAAACUUUUAGUAAAGCCCCCCCCCCCCCAUUCAGAUACCAUUUGUUGCAUGCCUUCCUGGAGGGAAAAAAACAGAAAUCAGAGGCAGAGCAAA
Polyodon spathula (Mississippi paddlefish) is the source of this 4799-nucleotide messenger RNA. It is a transcript of the gene iars2, whose product is annotated as isoleucyl-tRNA synthetase 2, mitochondrial. Gene Ontology annotation, biological process: isoleucyl-tRNA aminoacylation. Gene Ontology annotation, cellular component: cytosol. The record is from RefSeq and is a predicted model, not a curated record. Bases 149 to 3202 code for a protein of 1017 amino acids. Lineage: Eukaryota; Metazoa; Chordata; Actinopteri; Acipenseriformes; Polyodontidae. The transcript is spliced from 23 exons. Gene Ontology annotation, molecular function: aminoacyl-tRNA deacylase activity; tRNA binding; isoleucine-tRNA ligase activity.